GCACUUCCUGCUUCCGCUCCUUUCCUCCGCUUCCUGUGCAGAGCGAGCGUGGCGAGACCAGGCUUUCGGACGCCGAGUUUUCCGUGUUCAUCGUAUACACAGCUCUACUGCAGAGAUGGUCAAUGUACCUAAAACCCGAAGAACUUUCUGUAAGAAGUGUGGCAAGCACCAACCUCACAAAGUGACGCAGUAUAAGAAGGGCAAGGAUUCUCUGUAUGCCCAGGGAAAGAGGCGCUAUGAUCGGAAGCAGAGUGGCUAUGGAGGGCAGACAAAGCCAAUUUUCCGGAAGAAGGCCAAGACUACAAAGAAGAUUGUAUUAAGGCUGGAAUGUGUUGAGCCUAACUGCAGAUCCAAGAGGAUGCUGGCCAUUAAGAGAUGCAAGCAUUUUGAACUGGGAGGAGAUAAGAAAAGAAAGGGCCAAGUGAUCCAGUUUUGAGCUUUGGGAUUUGUUUUUUGUUUUGAGGGGGGAGAUGUUAAAGCUAUAGAAAAAUUGUAGGAAAAUAAAUACGGUGAUUUUUCACUCAGA
This is a messenger RNA of Carlito syrichta (Philippine tarsier), 526 nucleotides long. It is a transcript of the gene RPL36AL, whose product is annotated as ribosomal protein L36a like. Bases 116 to 436 code for a protein of 106 amino acids. Gene Ontology annotation, biological process: translation. The transcript is spliced from 2 exons. Lineage: Eukaryota; Metazoa; Chordata; Mammalia; Primates; Tarsiidae. The record is from RefSeq and is a predicted model, not a curated record. Gene Ontology annotation, molecular function: structural constituent of ribosome. Gene Ontology annotation, cellular component: ribosome; cytosolic large ribosomal subunit.